AUGGCAAUCUAUAGAAUUGCAAUUGGGUGGCCUAGAGAGGCUAGCCAUCCUGCAGCAAUUAGAGCAGCAUUUUCAGAGUUCUUCUCUAUGCUCAUUUUUGUUUUUGCUGGGCAAGGCUCUGGCAUGGCUUAUAGCAAACUCACCAACAGUGGUCCUGCAACUCCAGCUGGUCUCAUAGUUGCAUCAUUAUCACAUGCAUUUGGUCUUUUUGUGGCGGUUUCUGUUGGAGCAAACAUUUCUGGUGGUCAUGUAAACCCUGCAGUCACAUUUGGUGCUUUCUUAGGAGGGAACAUAACUUUGUUAAGAAGUAUUUUGUAUUGGAUUGCACAGUUGCUUGGUUCAGUUGUUGCUUGCAUUCUUCUAAAUUGUGCUACUGGUGGGAUGGAAACAUCAGCUUUCUCUCUAUCCAAUGGUGUGUCAGUGUGGAAUGCAUUAGUCUUUGAGAUUGUGAUGACUUUUGGUUUGGUAUAUACAGUUUAUGCCACAGCAAUAGACCCAAAGAGGGGGAAUGUGGGUAUUGUUGCUCCAAUUGCAAUUGGUUGUGUUGUGGGUGCCAACAUUUUGGUUGGUGGUGCUUUUGAUGGUGCAUCUAUGAACCCAGCUGUGUCCUUUGGGCCUGCUCUGGUUAGCUGGUCAUGGACUCAUCAUUGGGUCUAUUGGGUUGGCCCAUUCAUGGGAUCAGCCAUUGCUGCCAUUCUCUAUGAUAAUAUCUUCAUUGGUGAUGAUGGUCAUGAACCCCUUUCAAAUAGUGACUUUUAG
This is a messenger RNA of Abrus precatorius (Indian licorice), 759 nucleotides long. Its product is annotated as aquaporin TIP1-3-like. NCBI's taxonomy places the organism in Eukaryota, Viridiplantae, Streptophyta, Magnoliopsida, Fabales, Fabaceae. Gene Ontology annotation, biological process: water transport; transmembrane transport. The transcript has 3 exons. Gene Ontology annotation, cellular component: membrane. The record is from RefSeq and is a predicted model, not a curated record. Gene Ontology annotation, molecular function: water channel activity. The coding region runs from base 1 to 759 and encodes 252 amino acids.